GCUACACGUUUUGAACACGAAUAGAUCGUUGCAGAUUGGCAAGCAUGGCAAGCAAAAUGAAGAAAGAGAAAGUUGCCAUCAUCGGAAGCGGUCUCAUCGGACGUUCCUGGGCAAUGCUGUUUGCCGGCGUUGGCUAUCAGGUGACCAUCUACGAUAUCAUACCCGAUAUCGUAGAGAAAGCACUGAAAGAAACCAAGCUGGAGCUGGACAGUAUCGAGAAGCAGGGUCUGUUGCGAGGUAAUCUAUCCGCGGCGGAGCAAUUCGCUUGUAUAAGCGGUACGGACAAUCUGAAGGAUGCCAUCACCGGGGCGAUCUACGUGCAGGAGUGUGUCCCGGAGCGGUUGGACAUCAAGAAGAAGCUGUACACGGAAGUGGAUGGACUGGUGGGACCGAACACGAUCCUGGCCAGCUCGACCAGUACCUUUAUGCCUUCGCUGUUCAGCGAAGAUAUGAAACAUCGUGCUCAGGUUCUUGUAGCUCAUCCGGUGAACCCACCGUACUAUGUACCACUGGUAGAGAUCGUUCCAGCACCGUGGACCAAGCCCGAGUACACUACCAAGGCACGGGAACUGAUGACGGAAAUUGGUCAAAAGCCCGUCACACUUUCACGACAGAUCGAAGGCUUUGCACUGAACCGCAUCCAGUAUGCAAUCCUCAACGAAACCUGGCGUCUGGUGGCGGACGGCAUCCUUAGCGUGAAGGACAUUGACGUGGUAAUGUCGGAAGGUUUGGGCAUGCGGUAUGCAUUCCUUGGCCCACUGGAAACGGCACAUCUGAAUGCGGAAGGGAUGCUUAACUACUGUGAGAGGUAUUCCAACACGAUUUAUGCCGUCAGCCAAACGAUGGGUCCGACACCUCGGAUGGAAGGCAAGGUAGCGGAGCAGGUGGCCAAAGAGCUGGAGGAGAUGGUACCGAUCGAUAAGCUGCCGGAGCGGCGUGCAUGGCGUGAUGCCUGUUUGACGAAGCUAGCUCAGCUGAAGAAGAAUAUUUAGGAUUAA
Messenger RNA from Anopheles maculipalpis, 998 nucleotides. It is a transcript of the gene Had1, whose product is annotated as lambda-crystallin homolog. The transcript has 3 exons. Gene Ontology annotation, molecular function: oxidoreductase activity, acting on the CH-OH group of donors, NAD or NADP as acceptor; NAD+ binding. Gene Ontology annotation, biological process: fatty acid metabolic process. The record is from RefSeq and is a predicted model, not a curated record. Lineage: Eukaryota; Metazoa; Arthropoda; Insecta; Diptera; Culicidae. Bases 45 to 992 code for a protein of 315 amino acids.